Messenger RNA from Anolis carolinensis (green anole), 2216 nucleotides. Its product is annotated as cytochrome P450 2K4. The coding region runs from base 57 to 1550 and encodes 497 amino acids. Gene Ontology annotation, molecular function: oxidoreductase activity, acting on paired donors, with incorporation or reduction of molecular oxygen, reduced flavin or flavoprotein as one donor, and incorporation of one atom of oxygen; heme binding; iron ion binding. Gene Ontology annotation, biological process: xenobiotic metabolic process. The record is from RefSeq and is a predicted model, not a curated record. Gene Ontology annotation, cellular component: intracellular membrane-bounded organelle; cytoplasm. The transcript has 9 exons. Lineage: Eukaryota; Metazoa; Chordata; Lepidosauria; Squamata; Anolidae.
UUAAAUCACAUUGCAACUUUCAUUGCAGGUGCUGCAGAAAACUGCUUCCUGGAGAAAUGGAUUGGCUACAUCCAAUUACAAUAUUUUUCCUAAUUACCCUUAUAAUUUUGCUGGUUUUAAAAAUGGGUCAUUUCUGGAAUUACAGUUCCCAAAUUACAGUUCUUCUUCCAGGUCCCAAGCCUUUACCAAUUCUUGGAAAUCUCCAUAUAAUAGAUCAGGAGAGGCCUCACAGAACAAUGCUGAAGUUGUCAAAAGUUUAUGGCCCCGUCUUCAGCAUCCAAAUGGGAUUCCAGAAAAUGGUAGUGUUGACUGGGUAUGAGAUGGUGAAAGAGGCUCUCGUGAACCAGGCUGAUGCAUUUGCUGAGAGGCCCAUCAUUCCAAUGUUUGAAGAAUUUUCAAAUGGCUUUGGUCUUACUUUAUCACAUGGUAAGAACUGGAAAGUGAUGCAGAGGUUCACCUUGUCCACACUUCGGGACUACGGAAUGGGCAAGAGAUCCAUAGAGGAUAAAAUUGUUGAAGAGUGCAGCAUCCUGACAAAGAAACUGGAAUCUUAUAAAGGGAAACCACUUGAGACAACUACAGUCAUGAAUGCAGCUGUUGCCAGCAUUAUAGUGUCCAUACUACUUGGCAGACGAUAUGAAUAUGAAGAUCCCAUAUUUCGAAGAUUGCUGGAGUUAAUCAAUCAAAAUGUCCGGGUUUUUGGAAGCCCCUCAGUCCUGUACUACAACAUGUUUCCUGCUCUCUGUUUUCUUUCUGGAGGUCGAAAAAUUCUCCUUGAUAACAGAGAGGAGCUUUUUGCUUUCAUAAAUGCUACAUUCAUAGAACACCUCAAAGAGCUGGAUGAAAAUGACCAGCGGAGCUUUAUUGAUACUUUUCUCAUUAGACAGCAAGAGGAGAAGAGCAACAAUAUUAAUGGAUAUUUCCAUAAUGAAAAUCUAAAAACUCUUGUGGCUAAUUUAUUUGCUGCUGGCAUGGAGACCACUUCCACCACCCUGCGCUGGGCCCUUUUGCUAAUGAUGAAGCAUCCAGAAAUUCAGUGUAAGGUCCAAGAAGAAAUUGCUGUCACUAUUGGGUCUGCUCAGCCACGGGCUGAACACCGGAAAAAAAUGCCAUACACAGAUGCAGUAAUUCAUGAAGUUCAAAGAUAUGCUAAUAUUAUCCCAACCAACUUGCCACAUGCAACCACUAAGGAUAUUACUCUUAAAGGCUACUUCAUUCCAAAGGGAAGCCACAUCAUUACAUUACUGUCCUCUGUGCUCCACGAUGAUUCUCAAUGGAAGAAACCACUUAGAUUCUAUCCAGAGCAUUUUAUCGACCCCGAAGGGAACUUUAUUAAGAGAGAUGCCUUCAUGCCUUUCUCUGCAGGUCGGAGGCAGUGUGCAGGCGAGACCCUUGCCAAAAUGGAGCUUUUCCUCUUCUUUACAACUCUUAUGCAGAAAUUCACCUUCCAGCCAGCCCCUGGCACCUCUAGGGAAGACCUGGACCUUACCCCUGCAGUUGGGUUUACAACACCCCCAAUGCCCUUCGAUGUCUGUGCUCUGCCCCGUUGAGAAGGCUCAAGCCUGCUAUGUGUCCAUCUCUACAAUCCUGCUGUUUUAUUCACCAAGAAAAUUGACUGUACGAACUAUUCUGUACAACUAGCCCAUGCUUGCUUACACACCUAAGCUUUCCUACAUAACAUUGUGUUAUUUAGAAGGUCACACUUUCUCAAGAGAAAAUCCAGUUAACAAAUAGACAAAGCAAUAGGACAUUCUCACCUUGCUGGCAUCGGCCUGAGCAGCAGCACUGCCUUCACGCAGAUAUUUCCUGGGAAAUAUCAGACAGAAGACUGUAAAUUAGUUCAGCAAAUUCAGUUCCUUGUACAUUCAUGUUUCCAUACAUGUUACAUACAUGGAGGUGCCCAUCUCACCUCCUUUCUCUACACAGAAGGCUGCUGUGGUUGUUGUUUCUUUGUUUUGUAUUUCUUUUAUGGUCCUCUUUUGUUGUUGCUUGAUUUGGAGAUUUGGGGUCCAAAGUUAUAGUUAAACUUAUAUCAUACAGUGGCACUGGGCAAAUCCCUUUCAUUGAACUUGCUGCCUGUAUAUAAAGGGUGCAUUAAUGACAGUUUUCACUGUUGCACCUUCAAGGCAUUUUCAACUUAUUGUGACCCUAAGAUGAAGCAAUCACAGAGGUUUUUUGGCAAGAUUUAAAUAAACAAGAUUUAUUCAGAGGAUAAA